CAGCGUUUCAUUGAAGAUUCAUUUCAAACACGCGCUCUUUCAUUUUCUCUCUCUAAAACUAUAACCGAUUUAGUUUCUCUCUCUACAGAAGAAGAAGAAAAGCAACGAUGGCAGAUCAACUCACAGACGAUCAGAUCUCUGAGUUCAAGGAAGCUUUCAGCUUAUUCGACAAGGAUGGCGAUGGUUGCAUCACAACCAAGGAGCUUGGAACUGUUAUGCGUUCAUUGGGGCAAAACCCAACUGAGGCAGAGCUUCAGGACAUGAUCAAUGAAGUAGAUGCUGAUGGGAAUGGUACUAUUGACUUCCCCGAGUUUCUUAACCUCAUGGCAAGGAAGAUGAAGGACACCGACUCUGAGGAGGAGCUGAAAGAAGCGUUUCGGGUUUUUGACAAGGAUCAGAACGGUUUCAUUUCUGCUGCUGAGCUUCGCCAUGUGAUGACCAACCUUGGCGAGAAGCUCACCGAUGAAGAAGUCGAUGAGAUGAUCCGUGAGGCUGAUGUUGAUGGUGAUGGUCAAAUAAACUACGAGGAAUUCGUUAAGGUCAUGAUGGCUAAAUGAUCUCCUUUCUUUCACAUCAUAUCCACAAAAACCUAAAUUUAAGAAAAUGUUGAUUAAGGAAAUGACAUUAGGGAGGGGGACAAUGUUUUACUUGUAUAACCGUGCUUUGUAGUAAUCAUUGCCCUUUCUUUUUUACAUUUUAUUUCAUGGUUAAAUGUUUAAUUAGUGGUAAGUCCUGCUGCUAUUGAUUGUGGUUGAAUGGUGUCUUCUUAGUUUGUCUUGUAAUUUUAUCUCUUGAACAAGUUUUAGUGUUAAGGUCAUUUCAGUUUUUACCAUUCAUAUAUUGGUGAAUGGUGGUGACUAUUAUUGUAAUGAUAUUUGACAUUCAGCUUUGUAUUACUUCUAAUUUUAUAAUAUCUUCUUGAAUGGUGA
Messenger RNA from Medicago truncatula (barrel medic), 929 nucleotides. Its product is annotated as calmodulin-7. NCBI's taxonomy places the organism in Eukaryota, Viridiplantae, Streptophyta, Magnoliopsida, Fabales, Fabaceae. The transcript has 2 exons. Gene Ontology annotation, molecular function: calcium ion binding. Bases 108 to 557 code for a protein of 149 amino acids. Gene Ontology annotation, cellular component: myosin II complex. The record is from RefSeq and is a predicted model, not a curated record.